Messenger RNA from Sorghum bicolor (sorghum), 1142 nucleotides. RefSeq names its product eukaryotic translation initiation factor 2 subunit beta. Bases 135 to 953 code for a protein of 272 amino acids. Gene Ontology annotation, cellular component: eukaryotic translation initiation factor 2 complex. The transcript is spliced from 9 exons. NCBI's taxonomy places the organism in Eukaryota, Viridiplantae, Streptophyta, Magnoliopsida, Poales, Poaceae. The record is from RefSeq and is a predicted model, not a curated record. Gene Ontology annotation, biological process: translational initiation; formation of cytoplasmic translation initiation complex; formation of translation preinitiation complex. Gene Ontology annotation, molecular function: translation initiation factor activity; translation initiation factor binding; mRNA binding.
CUCAUAACCCUUGGCCCACUUCCCCAACGCCGCCGUCUCCACUUUCCACUCGCCACGCUGAUUUCCCUCGCCCCUCAGACGCCGAACCCUGAUUCUGAUUCUCGCCUGCGGUGAGUACAGGGAAGGAAGUAGCCAUGGCGGACGACGAGCAGGCGGAGAGGAAGGAGGAGGUCCCCGAGCUUGCUCCUUUUGAUCCAACCAAGAAAAAGAAGAAGAAGAAGGUGGUGAUACAAGAGCCAUCAGAUGAGGUGGAUAACUUGGCAGAGAAGACUGAGAGUUUGACUGUAGCUGAGUCUAGUGAGCCAAGCUUUGCGGGCAUGAAAAAGAAGAAGAAGAAACAUGUGGAACUUGAUCCUUCUCUUACUGAGACUGGAGAUGGUGAUGAAGCUGGAGACGAUCAAGUUAGAGAGGAUGAAGAAGGAGAAGGGAUUGUCCUCAGUGGUGCUGCUGCCACCAGAUACCCUUGGGAAGGAACUGACAGAGAUUAUAAGUAUGAAGAGCUGCUUGGCAGAGUAUUCAAUAUUCUGCGUGAGAACAACCCAGAUCUUGCUGGUGAUAGAAGAAGAACUGUUAUGAGGCCCCCUCAAGUCCUCAGGGAAGGAACAAAGAAGACAGUUUUUGUGAACUUUAUGGACUUGUGCAAAACAAUGCAUAGGCAACCAGAACAUGUGAUGAUGUUCUUGCUUGCUGAGAUGGGAACAAGUGGAUCCCUGGAUGGGCAACAGAGGUUGGUUAUCAAAGGAAGAUUUGCGCCAAAAAAUUUCGAAGCAAUACUUAGGAGAUAUAUCAAUGAAUAUGUCAUAUGCAAUGGUUGCAAGAGUCCGGAUACCAUUCUUUCUAAAGAGAACAGGCUGUUCUUCCUCCGAUGCGAGCAGUGUGGUUCGUCGAGGUCUGUUGCUCCCAUCAAGGCUGGAUUCGUUGCCCAAGUUGGCCGUCGUAAGGCUGGAUCUUAAAUUACCUAAUAGUACUGCCUGGACUCGCUUCCCGAUCAUGAGAAUGCAAACUAGUUUGCCGGUCCACCAAAAUUUCUGUUCCACUUUCCUUUGUGCCUACACCGUUUACUGGAUUUCUGCUGUUCACUAUACUUGGAUUGGAGCUAUGAAUUUAUUUCAUGUGAUGAGAGGAUUUGUGUUUGCGGCUCA